AUGGAUAUCCGGCUUCUUCCAGAAAAGGAUCUCACCAACUAUGAUGGGCUCCCAAUUCCUCAUCGAACGGCCUCAGCCACAAUUGCAAAAUUGCGGGCUCUGUGCGUCGAUGGGAGUCUGAAAGAUUUCCAGGAUGAGAUGGACUCACUACUUUCGAAUCCUCAACCUGAGGUUUUCGAUAUAGUGGAUCUCCACGAUGUGAUGAUGGAAGCAAUUCAACAGGACAGAGUUGAAAUCGUCUCCAACCUUCUUUUUCACGGCUUCCCGAUACAGCCUUUUUAUACCCGAAAGGCAACCGAGUGCAAGGCGAAGCGCGUCCUGGAAUGUUUCCUCGAAGCAGGAUGGAGUAUAAAUGAGCCGGUUGAUGUUUUGAAGCCUCCCGUGCUUUGCUACGCAGUAACGGACGCCGAGAUGACCAGUUGGCUUCUAGAUCAUGGAGCGAACCCGAAUGCGCCCUGCGAAGUGGACUGCACCCCAUUGUCCUACGCUGUUCGCAAUGCAUCUCUCAGUGUUAUCGAACUGCUGCUGAAUCGUGGAGGGGAUGUGCAGAAAGGGCAGCUUCUUCAGUAUGCCGUAUCUCGAGACCAGGAAAUCGAGGAUGUUAUAUCACUCCUCGUCGAUAGAGGUGCGCCUUUGAACGCGACAAUGUAUGAGGAUGGCCCAACUUUGAUGCGAUUUGCACCGAUGAGCUUAGGGACUGCGUUGCACGUAGCAACAGAGCAGGGAAAGACGAAUGCCAUCCGUCUUCUGAUCCAACUCGGAGCAGACACUGGUGUGAAGGACGCGAAUGGCGACACCGCUUUGGAGUGGGCACAGAAAUGGGAUAAAACGGAAAUGGUGCAACUGUUGAAAGCCUUGGAAGACCGUUCGUAA
Messenger RNA from Penicillium maclennaniae, 873 nucleotides. RefSeq names its product ankyrin repeat domain-containing protein. Gene Ontology annotation, molecular function: protein binding. The transcript has 2 exons. The record is from RefSeq and is a predicted model, not a curated record. NCBI's taxonomy places the organism in Eukaryota, Fungi, Ascomycota, Eurotiomycetes, Eurotiales, Aspergillaceae. The coding region runs from base 1 to 873 and encodes 290 amino acids.